Molecule: messenger RNA, 1765 nt
Organism: Theobroma umbraticum
Lineage: Eukaryota; Viridiplantae; Streptophyta; Magnoliopsida; Malvales; Malvaceae
Product: peroxisome biogenesis protein 3-2-like
Biological process (GO): protein import into peroxisome membrane
Cellular component (GO): peroxisomal membrane
Molecular function (GO): protein-macromolecule adaptor activity
Source: RefSeq, a predicted model, not a curated record
CCAUGUCCUUUCAUAAUAUUAGAAAUUAGAAUUAACACAGAAAAGCCAUCGAAAAGGGGCCAAAGAAAAACAAAAGUAGGACAGCAACAGCUAAGUUUUUGGCUGCUCUUUAUCUUAGGCAAAGCUUCUCUCUUUAUAGACAACCUUCCUCUCCUCUUCUCUGAUAAACCCUAGUUAAGGAACCAAGCAUAAUUUCAUUUCUAUUGUUUGAAGGGCGGGUAUUCCUAAGCCUGCCUUUGACAAGAAGUCAAGAAGAUUUUAUGUUCUCUUCAGUCUCUUAAGAUUUACCCUUUUUCUCAUAUAUACACUGAAGGGGUUCCUUUUGGGUUUUUCCCCUUUUACCUUUGCUUACUCCAAAUGGAUGUUUGGCUGCCAUAGCAGCAAAUAUGCUAUCUUUAAGGGAUCUUUGGAGAAGGCAUAAGAGGAAGGUUUUGGUUACAGCAGGUGUUUUAGGAAGUGGGUAUUUUUUGUAUAAACUAUAUGAUGCUCACAGACAUAGGCUUGCUGAUUUGGAAAGACAGCUCGCAAGUGAGCGGGAAAAUGAUGAAUUCAUUAAAGCUCAAAUGCAAGUCCAUUUCGAGAACAUUCAAAGAAUAGCUGAUACAACAACAUUGCCUCAUGCAAUGCACUAUUUAAGUUAUCGAAUAGCUGAAGAUUUGGACCUUUCACAUCUUACAAACAGGCUGAUGAGAGGGAAGGGUCAGCCCAACACUUUGUCUUCUUCAGAGAAACUUGAAUUAUGGGAUAGGCUCAAAAUUUUAAGUUUUACUAGAAUGGUGGUGUCAAUAUGGGCAGUAACACUGCUUAGCUUAUAUAUUAGAGUUCAAGUCAACAUUCUAGGAAGACAUUUAUAUAUUGCUACUGCACGUGGUCUUGGAAGCUCAAAUUUACUUGAGGAUGCUGAGCUCAUUGACAGGGAUGACCAGCAAAAAUUUCUGGCAAAUGCUGACUUUCUUGCCAAUCAUGGCUUGUCGACAUUGAUUUCCAAUAUGCAGACAGCAGCAACAGAAGUUCUGAAGGCAAAGCAAUUGAGGGACUUCUUCGAUACUACAGUACUUCAUCAAAUAAUUAUGCAGAUCCUUGACAUGUUCAUGAGCAUGGGAAGUCCUCAUCACUGGGUGGACUGCUUGAUGCCUGAGGACCCAAGGUUGUGCAAGUUUGCCACGGUGUCCAGCAGUGAUAAAACAAAUCCUCCUGACUUUACACAAUUUGAUCAACUUAUGGUUGAGACACGAGAAGUGCUUUCAAGUGCCGAAUUUACCAGUGUUGUGGAAAUAUCAUUAAAAGCAGUGGUGAACGCCCUGGUGGAGGAUAAGGGGUUUCAAUCUGGAGGAGGUAGUCUAACAUUGGGGAUGCCUCUAGCUAGACUUUUGCCUCGAAUUUCACAAAUCUGUCCAUCUCUGCUUCACGAACCGAGCAAAAACCAGUUUAUCCAAAUAAUACAAAGUGUUCCAGAAGUCGGGCUCUUCUUCACUCUCCUCUACGCUAAUAUGUCAAGCUCUUAGAGUGUGAAUUUGUAAUUUUAUUUCACUUUUAAUUUUCAUACAAGGCACCAAUGUAAACAUUCCAAAUGGGGCUAGGUUGGUGGGUCAGAAUUCCAAGUUGUGAAAGGAAAAAUUGAUGGAUAGAGAUUAUUGCAUUGGUUUGUAAUUCUUUCUACAUCAUUUUAACUUGGUAUUUUGCUGGUUUCGAUCUGGUAAAAUCAUCCAGUUCAUCCUUUGAAAUGAUGAUAAAAUAAAGCUUGAGAUCGAGGGCCUUACGUUUA